UCCUAUUUUUCUGCUUUGAUCGGCCAUACCGAAGAAAAUGAAAGAAUUUUACAGUAUAUUAGUUUAUCUUUCACUGUUGAUUCUGCCAAACACCCGGCGAACCAGCGGUAGUAACGUGGAAGAGGCGUCAGAAAGGUACAAAAUCGACGGCAAGAUCACAAUUCAAGGUUUUAAAUCGUCCGGUACGUCUUAAACUUUGUUGAUUUGGAAAUAUGUUAAAUCAGCUAGCGUUAGUCAGAACAGUUGAUUCUUUGAAUCCCAUGUUCUAUCUUUUACACCUGUACUUUCAUUGGCUGGGAUGCGUGACGCAAGAAUUUUUCUUGCUUAUAUCAAUACGAUGGUCAUUUAGGAGCUUCCAAUCUAAAGACCGGGCUAUAAACAGCAUGCGCGUCUAGCCACCUUCACUUCAGCGAAUAAUUGUUAACUAUUUCCAUAGCACAAGCCUAAAGUCUGUGAUCUUUGGCAAAUUAUUCUUCUGCAAAGUUCUAAUUGUGUGAAGAAAAACUCUUCUAGCAAUUAAGUAGCCUGCAGAGCAGGCGUUUCUAACGGAAACUCGGAGGUACAUUGAUCGCGGCCGCCAUCUUGAAAAGCCAGGGAAAAGACUAUUAAACCCACCAACCUCUCCCUUAAAAUCAGUUUUUGACUUGUCCCAACUCUCUGGUAGUAUCAACGUCCAAGAUGGCAGGAUAAAAUCAUUCCCGAAAACAAAUCAUGGAUCGCGCUCCAAAAUACACCUGCUUUGCAGGCUAGCAAUUGAGGCAAUAGACCAUUUUACAGUUGUGGGCUUAGUAUCCUAGCCUUUGAGUGAACGUGAGGCUGAGAUUGAUCUUGUUUUGAUACAAACCUCCUUCCUUUUCUUAUGGAGAUUAUUUUUAAAAAAUACUAUUCAGCACAGGGCUCGACGUUGCGACUCAUGGGGUCGCCAAUGCGACCAGCUUUUACUCAGUGGCGACCAAAUUUUCACGCCUGGUUGCAAACCUGACCCCCAAGAUAGGCGACUUUCUUCUUUGGGAAAACGUACACUAAUGAUAAUCUGUUUAUCCUUCACAAAACUAAAUCCAUUAAUUCUUAAAUAUAAUUUUUGGCGACCAGAAUACUUGUUCGGGCGACAAAAGAUGAAAACUUGGGGGCCAGCUGGCCCCAAGAUUUUUUCUGAAAGUCGAGCACUGCAGCAUAACAACGACAUGAUUUACAUAAGAAAGCAACAAGGGUUGUAUCAAAACAAGUUCAACUCCAGCCACGUUUCCACCUGUUACUGUAAAAUGGGCUAUAAUAUAUGUGAUCACCUCAAAAGUUUUUGGGAUGAUAGUCACAUUUAAGAAAAUUGGGAUGAUCUCAUGCAAAUCAGCUGAUCAUUUUUCAAGUUUUCCUGCUCAUCUUUCUCCCUUGCAAAAAGUUUAAGGAAUGGUACCUGUAGUUGCAAAACUCACCAGAAGGUUAUAAAAUCAAGUUAGACGAUUAAAUUUCAAUUGAAAAAAGUNUGUUUGCAUGAGAGUAUGUAAACAUGGUUGUGGCGUCAAGAUGUUUUCGUUUUCGCGCGCUAAUCACGCAAGCACGAAUUUGAAAAAGAUUUCGACUUCAAAACUCGACAAGUUUACUUUAUUUAUCCAUUCCUUCGUCGGCUGAAACUUGGAAAAUCGUGACAAAGAAGGUAUGUCGAUUUUUUUUCGCUCAAAACGACAUUUUAAGUGAGAAAAGUCCGUAUUUUGGAAAACAUCUUUUUGCAAAACAAGAACUGAUUGCGCGUGCAAAACUUCGUGGACAAGACUUUGCGACUGGUAAGAAUUUCUCUUUUAAUCAGUGCCAUACAAAGAGUUUUGCGUUUUCUCUCGAGAAAGUUAUUUUAUAAAAGCAAUAGAAAACUUUUUUCCUGUGUUUGCAUAUCCUGAUAUAAACACUCGAGGCGUUGGGAGAAUUCUCGACUGUUAUGCAAACCCUCGACUUCGUCUCGGGUUUGCAUAACUGUCUCGAAUUCUCCCAACCCCUCUCGUGUUAAUAUCAGGCUAUGCAAACAUGCAAAACGUUUUCUAUUGCUUAAAAGUUCAACUCCAGCCACGUUUCCACCUGUUACUGUAAAAUGGGCUAUAAUAUGGCAAUUAUGUGAUCACCUCAAAAGUUUUUGGGAUGAUAGUCACAUUUAAGAAAAUUGGGAUGAUCUCAUGCAAAUCAGCUGAUCAUUUUUCAAGUUUUCCUGCUCAUCUUUCUCCCUUGCAAAAAGUUUAAGGAAUGGUACCUGUAGUUGUGAAACUCACCAGAAGGUUAUAAAAUCAAGUUAGAUGAUUAAAUUUCAGUUGAAAAAAGUUGUCUCCUUUUUCUUUCUUCAGACUGGAUUUCUCAAACCAGAGUUAUUGUUGAUGGUGGAAACUAUAUUGGGUUUCUUAAAGCCGAUGGCAGCUUCACUGUUAACGAUGUCCCUGCUGGUUCUUACAUAGUAGAAGUUUUGUCACCAAAUAACAUGUUCGAACCUGUUAGAGUUGACAUCAGUGGUAGAGCAAAGGGAAAAAUAAGAGCGAGAAAAGUGAACUUUCUUCAGAAUUCAGCAGUUGUUACUCUUCCGUACCCUCUUAAGUUUAAAGCCAAAGAACCAGCUCCCUUCUUUGAAAAACGAGAACAGUGGAAAGUUACUGAUAUGCUUUUCAAUCCCAUGGUAAGUAGGUCAUAAGCAGUAGUAGUGAAUACAUGUCCUUGCUACUUUUGAUGGUAACUCUGUAAACUGCGUGCUGUAUAAUUUUGUGACCAGCUCUGUCGUGGCUACUGCAGAGUUUUGAUACAGACAAAGGGGGUAUCAAAAAUGGCUUUAAUUAAGGAAAUUUAGCAAUUGCUAAAAUUAAUUUCACAUGUACCACAGUGGCCAUAGUUUACACAAUGUAUCCUUAUUUCCCUUGCAUAUUGCGCUUAAGUAUUGCUUCUCUCCUUUGUGCUGCUAAUUCAUCACUGGGUUACCCUUCCACCCCACCAACUCCCCACCAGUAUGUUGUCAGGGCCCAUUUAUACAUUUGGUUGAAGAGAUCAAAGGGAGUGCAAGUUUCUUGUCCAAGGAAACAACUCACUGGCAAGGCUCAAUUCUAGACCAGCAGGGGUAGUUUGCUGAAUGCUGUAUGACUGUGAAGUUUAGUGAUUAGGGUUAGGAAACUGCUUUUGAGUCAUACAUGCCAGAUCAGUUCACCCUGUAUACUGACCCUAACUGGAACUUUAUACACACAGUUUUUGUUACCCUAAUCACAAUUAAACAUCAGAGUCAUUUUGAUGUCCAGCAGCCGUUUAGCAUUCUGCAAAAUACACCUACCAAUGCUAGACAAGUCGUACAAAGUGAUAACAUUUCAGUCAGCAGGCCCCUAUAUUACAUUGAACACUAAUUCAAAUAUGAAAACUUUUGGUAAGCUAAAGAAGAGAACAGAAAGGUCAAAAACUCUUGCUAUGAGUGAUAACUGUAACUGUUGAUUUCAGGUCCUGAUGAUGGUGUUGCCACUACUUCUGCUGUUAGUUCUACCUAAACUUAUAAAUAGUCAAGAUCCAGAGACUCAAAAGGUACAGAAAUCAAAUGUACUGAAUUAAGAUGGCAUCCAUCUGGAAAUUGAGUAAUUUUGUCUUUCAGUUGACAAAAACCUUGUACCAGAAUAAUUUAAACAAUACCACGUAAGUUCUUUUUUUACAUUUUUCAAGGGCUAUAGUUAUAAUUUAUUAUCUGCAAUAACACCAAAGACUAUUUCUUAAUGUGAAAACACAGGUAAAAGUCUGAAAAUUUCAUGUGUAAGAUGUCAUUUUGUUAAAUUUGUCUCCCAUAAGAAAUUUUCUUUUAGUGUUAUUACAGAUAACUAAUUACAUGUAUGGCCCUUGAGAGAAUGCAAUAUUGUUUAAAUUAUUCUGGUACAAGGUUUUUGUCCACUGAAAAAUUAAAAUUACUCAAUUUCCUGAUGGAUUCCAUCUUAAUACUAUUAAUAGCAGUGAUAACAAACUGACCUUAUUUUUUUUACUGACUUUAUACUUCCCUAACAAAUGUCGGAACCAAGAAGACAAUCCUGAUAGAAUCCUACACAGGAUUGCACCUGAUUUCCACCAGGGUGUGUGAGCAGGAAAAGAUGCUUUGCAUAAACAGUGCCAGUAUUAGAAUAGUUAUACCACAACAUGAGAAAUUUCUGCAAUUUGAUUGGCUUAGAGCAGUGGUAUUUCAGCUUAAUUUGAAAUAAUACCUACAUGUGAAAAUUACAAACCUUGUGGGUAGUAGUAUAGACAAAUAAUAGCAUGAUUUGUUUGUGAUAUUUGGCAUAAAUACCACUUGUGAUAUUUCAAAAUUGUCUCGCAUUUCACUCGCCCAAUGGCUCAUGAAAUUACGUAAAUCAGUUUUGAAAUAUCACUUGUGGUAUUUAUGCCAGAUAUCACUACAUAACCUACUAUUAUCUAUACUAACAGGUACACUGAAUACUGGUACUGCAGCCCGCCUAGCCUCAAUACCGGUUAAAGAAAAUAGAAAUUAUACAAUAAUUCCUAUUAAAGCCUCUUACAAAUUUUCUUAUAAUCCUUUUUCUCGUAGGAAAUGCAGUCAUCAAUGAACAUGUUCAAUCAGUCCAAGGAUUUACCAGACAUCUCAGACUGGUUUGCAAAAAACUUCUCUUCUGUUAGCAGAAAAAAACCCGCAAAUAAGGCUGCACCGAAAAAACCUGCACUGGCAAGUUCAAGAAGGCGCUGAUUGGUAAAGUAAAACAACCCUUUCACCUUUAAGUUCAAUGUUGAAUUUCUCCUUUCUUGUGCUAGCAAGUUCCUUUCAGAAACCAUGUGGAGAGAUUCUUUGUCCAUUAACACUUCAAUUGAACUUUUAAAUUAAAUACUAUGUACAUUGACUAGUCUUUUGCCAUACUCUUUUUAGAAAAGUGAGAGAACUUGAGGGAUUUUUAAACGUGUUUAAUGAAUGGCCAUCUUUUGGUACAUGCAAGCCUGUGCUAAUGUAGACCUCUUUGGCUUGUAAGUUUUGUUUGCGCAAUAGAGGUCCCAGGGGAACUUGCCCAUUUGUCUUUUCAUAAGUUAUGCAUAGAUAUGCACUGAAUAAGACGAAAUUUGAAAGAAACAAUUCUCUAGAGUAUUAUCACAUAUUGGCAAAACAAAACAUAUAAGCUAAAGAGGUCUAUUGAAACAAGAUUGAACGUUGUAGUUAAUUUUCAUUCAUUUAUUCUUAAAUAAUGUAAACACUUCUUUGUAUGUACAAAAGUAUUAGUAGUUUAGCGGAUUUUAGCUGCCAAAGGUUUAUGGUACCCUUCCGAUUCAAUUCAAAAAACUUUUGGCUAAACAAUCUAAUCCAAUCUAAACUCCUUUAAUAUAGCCGGAUUCCUCCUACAAGAUAUUCCCAUUUGUUCAAAAGUUGGACCGCGCUAUUCGUUGGCUAAUGUUAUGUCAUUCUUGUUAAGUUAUGAGUUGUUUUAUUCAAAAUAAUGAUAAUAAUACUAAUAAUAAUAAAU
This is a messenger RNA of Porites evermanni, 5450 nucleotides long. Lineage: Eukaryota; Metazoa; Cnidaria; Anthozoa; Scleractinia; Poritidae. The record is from the annotation of a GenBank genome assembly.